Molecule: messenger RNA, 4585 nt
Organism: Hermetia illucens (black soldier fly)
Lineage: Eukaryota; Metazoa; Arthropoda; Insecta; Diptera; Stratiomyidae
Gene: beat-IIIc
Exons: 6
Coding region: 1484-2401 (305 amino acids)
Source: RefSeq, a predicted model, not a curated record
AGGGCCGCAGCGGCAACGUGCGCCUCGGCCAGUCAGUCUGUUCCGAGGGCGAACUGUGCGACGACGUGUUUUGAGUGCGGUGCGAUCCCGUGCCGACCUGAUUCCCAGCGACCACAAGAAUUCACCCGCGGGCGAGCCGCUGGCGUGUCUGCUGUGCAGUGACUAGUGAGGCCGUGUGUGGCGGCCAGUGCUUGCGCUCAGUAGUGUCGCGGGCGCCACUGCGUCCACUUGGAUGUAGACGACCUUCCUCCUGUCGCAACGGCGAUCCUGCACGCUCGGACUCACGAGUGCGUCGGUCAUUAAUCAGUUGCAUGUUAGCUCGAGUACCGCCGCGGAUUUCGGCGGACAAGGCGUAUAUUUCCGAUUGUUGUUCUCCCGAUUAACGUUUAUCCGGUGACACGAUUGCAUGCUCGAAUAUUAAUUCGCGGUUCGUGGAAAGCGGCGAUUUGGACUGUCGCGUGACCUGGCGGGCAGUUCGCAUUGUAGGACCAGCCUGGCCGGUCCGUGUUGAUUGCGGCCGCCGAGCGUCCUUGCCUCGUUUCGUCUUUACAUAACAAGCACACGAACAUUUCGGAUUUCCUGCCGCCAACUGCCCUCCGCCAACCCCUGCCCGCGGCUAACAUGCUCAUUAUAUGGAAAACACUUUCAUUUAGUAAUUAGCGAAACAAGGACUCGGGCAAGAGGCCAGCUCGACGAGAAUUAAUUACGCAUCCUUCAGGUAUGUCAAGUGGCAGCGGAGAGGAGCUGCUCGGCAACAUAUGGGCCGCAAGCCUACCGCGCUCCGGCGAGCCGACUGCUAAACGAGGGUCCUUGUGCUAGGCUAAAGGCGAUCGAGUGGAAAAUUAAAUAUUUAUCAUCUUCGCUGGGACUCUAGACCGAACCCUCUGAAAAUGCUGCGUAAUUUUUCAACGGGCCCACCGCUGGCGAGUGCCGUUUCCUGAACCGUUACUGCAAGUAGGGACUAAGUAUUAUUCCUUAAUUCCCUGGUAAGCGGCCGCCCCCGUCCCGAGCUCCGGGCCCCCGCUUCCGCCUCUCGACCUUCCUUUGUUCGCUCGCCCACCACCCCACCCACCGCGUCGGCGGUCGUUCAGUUCUCUGUUUGCUUAGUGGAACUUUCCGUGCCCCAAGAAAAGAAUUGUAUGCAAAGUGGCCACAGUAGCGCUGACAAAAGAAAUAUAAUAACAAAAGUAAAAUCGGAAAGACGCAAGUUUCCCAGCCGGGGCACCCUUGGAUGACGAUGCAAUUUGGAAAGUGAAAGAUUUCCCGAUUUUAUUGUAUUUUUAUUGUUAUAGCGACGAAAGAGGUUACCUGGCCGGUGGCUGGUGUAGGAAGUGGUUUCGCUCCUUGAGCGCUCCUUGCAGAAUAAAUUAACCCACAAAGGUGAAAAAUUACGGUUGAGGCCAGAGUGCUUGUGAAUGUGCUUUAUACAAAGUUAAUUAAAAGUUUGUGUGUUCGCGAGCAGAGUCCAAGAAUCAGCGCCAAGAUGGAACUGUGGAUAAGGGCAUUGUUGAUGCUCGUGUUCUUGAAAGAGUGCACUUACAGCUUGAGAUUGAUUGAGGUCAGGAUACCAAAACAUAUCGUUAAGGGUAGCACGGCUACCUUGGAAUGCUAUUACAACUUGGACGGAGAGGCGUUAUACUCGGUGAAAUGGUAUAAGGACGGCAACGAAUUCUAUCGAUACGUGCCCAGAGAUAUGCCACCUGCACAAAUAUUCCUUCUGCCGGGCGUGUCUGUUGAUCUUCAUAAUUCCAGUGAUGUACUAGUGACCUUGAAGAAUGUCAAUUUAGCGAGCACUGGGCGAUUCAGGUGUGAAGUCUCCGCUGAAGCGCCAUCGUUCCAGACCGUGUCAGACCAUGGAGAUAUGAUUGUUGUCUCUCUACCGGAUAAAGGGCCAAGCAUAUCAGGAGGAAGAGCGCGGUAUCAAAUCGGAGACACUGUUCGCGUCAAUUGCACUUCGGGAAGAUCCAAGCCUGCGGUUUCCUUAAGCUGGUAUGUAAAUGGUGAGCCAGCAGAAACUCAUAUGCUUCGCAAUUAUGAAAACAAAGUAACUGGUCGAGAAGGAUUAGAGACGUCUAUUCUGGGACUGGAGUUUCGUGUGGAGCAGCAUCAUUUUAGGAACGGUGACAUGAAAUUGAAGUGUGUUGCACGACUGUCGUCAAUAUAUUGGCGCAGUAAUGAAGAAAGUGUUGAGGGCGAUAAACCGGUCAAAGCUCCUGUUCUUGAGUCCAGGGAGACGUUCUCCUUCGACUCACGAGCAGAUCCUGUUCAAGCAAGCAAUUCAAGGAUAAUUGCGCCAAACGUCGCUGCAACUGUAAUGUGCGCGUAUUUCAGCAUAAUAUUCGGGAUCCUGGUGCACAGGUCGCUCACAACACUCCCGGAUAGAGCGAGCCUGCACAGGUAGCUAUUUAUUCAACAAGAGCCAAAGCCAUAAAGCCGCGAGGUUUAAAAGUGUGGAUUUCGAGUCGCCUAUGAAACUGUACCUAUUAUACGUUACGUUAGAUAAGAUAAAUUUAGAGUAGUAGGGCAAGGUGAAAUUCGUGUAUGAUAUGGAGAAAGCAGUGUACUGUUGCCCAGCUGACUUGAAAUUAUUGUAUGUAUGCAUUUUACAAUAGAAUUUAAACAGAUUCAUGAAUCAAGGAGGUAACAUUUCAUCAAUGAAUAUUCUGUAUCGUUCCCCCACAGACUUGUAGACGAAACAUAUCGAAAUCUAUUGCCAAAGAGAUUUAUAGAGUUACGAAGAAGUAAGAGUAAAUUUAAAGUAAAUAUAAACUAAGUAAGCAUUAGUACGUCCCAUUUGACUCCGCAGCUUCGCUCCGCCAGCUGCACUUGCAGGCAUUCGACCACUCAUGUGAGAACCAUAAAUCCAUCAAUGCCUACUAUCUCAAAAUGAAUUGAAGCCCCCAGCGUUUAUUUGAUUCUCCGUUUUUCCACACACUGCCACCAUCACGUUUGCCGGAGCCGUUGUCCCCGCUCCUUUUUCCAGGCAAUGGCAAUGGCAAUGCGAAAAUGAUGAUACCUCUGGGAGUACGCAGUACGUUUUCCGUGAAGGGGCAGUACGUAGAGCAAAUUUCAUUUGCAAUUUAACUUUGUCUGUCCCUCGUCCGAGGUGGUUAAGCUCUCCUACGUAGCGAUGGCUGUUGUAUUUUUAUUUGAAGAAAAUAACCUUUUUUUGCUGGACAAUAACCUCAAAUUUGUAAUAAGAAUUUAUUUUGAGCGGAUUACUUUCAUUUGGAGCGCCUUAGGGUUUGGUGAACUACUUAGAAUGGGCGAGCAGUCAGGAUGCUCCGUUCUCUUGUUUUCUUAAUACGAUUAGAUGGUAGUCGUGAAAGGACGUAUCAUUGAUGCUGGAAAGCCGUAUCGCUGAGACAAGUUCAAUGGAAAUAAAUGUGCAGCAUUUUCAUGGUAACACGAGCUGAAAGAUCGAGGCCUAAAGGAAAAUCAGAAGACCAUUUUUUUGCCAGAUUCUUCAAGUCUUCGUCUCAAACUGAUUCGAAAACUUUUGCCGGCAAUUGAAUUGUACAAACUCUUUUUCAGAACUAAAGUUUGAAUGGGUUAUAAUCAUUCAUGAAUACAAAAUGGCCAAUUUACCCAGCAUUUAUGGCUAUUCACUAGAUGAUUUCAUUCUCCAUCCGGGGGAGGUAUUAUUUUCGCAUUUGCUCGGAGAGCUAUUAUUCCGUAUUAUUGUAAGAGUUACACUAGUGAAUGAAAGGGUAUUAGGAUGGGCUUUUGUAUUAUUCUCAGCAAAUACAGACUAUGCAAAUUGGAGAAUUCCACUAUUUACUGAGCAAGAAUGAAAGACCAGAUAACUAAGUCAGCCUCUCAAAGAAGAAGGAAACUUGAGGACGAAGUGAUAGCAGCAACCACUAGAUACUAUUUUCAACUCGUUCCCAGUUUGGAAUGUCUUAAUCCUCUCUCACAUAACUGGUGAUGCAUUCAAUCAAGGUAUGCAAGCAGAGGAAGUCCACUAAAACAUUUUCACAUUUACCAGAAUAUAAUAACCGAGUUUUGCCUAAUGAGAUACGUUUUCUACUUGAUGUUGGUUAUUGUUGGCUAAACGACUCAAAACAUCGAUAGCCAUGUAUUAAUAAGGAAAUAAAAUCUAAUUUACGGAAUAUAUUAUUACUCAGAAUCACGUCCUGUGAGGAUGAGCAAUUUGAGCGAUGUAUCUAAAAUUAUUGGGCCUUUGAGGGAAAACAUGGAUGAUCCCGAGAUGUAACUAGACUGGACAAUGUCAUAUUAUGGAAGCAUAGACUUAUGAUUGUAUUGGCAUCAACUUAGGUAUGAAUACUCGAAUUCGAAAGAAAACUAAUCGUAAUCGUGGCUACGACGAAUAGAUGGGGGAUGGAAGUUAGUUUUGAGAGAAAAGCUCAUAUUCCGAAAGCGAAGGAUUUCAAUGUAAUUCUAUUUUCUUCAUCCAACGCAUCUCAGGGAAAACGAGAACAAUUCAUUAGAAUCCGUGAAUGCCAACAUAUAGCUCUUAAUGAUACUGAUUUAGUAGGUCAUGCCAUAUUCCUUGUAUAGUAACUGGAGCGCUGUAGCAUCUUUUCAAUCUUUUUCUGAUGAACAUUCGAUAUGUAGUUGCACG